UUAAGUGUUGAUUGUAGUUUUGUUUUGUAAAAUAUGGAAUUGUUUUUAAGAUUUAUACAAUUUAUGGUGAAAAUAUUUUAUUUUGUGAUACAUGCCCUAUUAAAACUAGCAUUGCCCAGGAAAAAGGAACAGACUAUACCACCGAUUAGGAAUAAGUUAUUAACAUUAUCACUAGUGGAAUUAGUACAACGUAUGAGACUGCAUCAACUGAAAUCAAAGGAAUUGGUACAAGCUUACAUAGAUCGCAUACGAGAAGUAAAUCCACAUAUAAAUGCCAUAAUAGAAGAACGAUUUGAAGAAGCUCUAAAAGAUGCCGAAAGAGCUGAUGAUAUGCUUAACAAAUGUCCAUUGGAUCAGACACAGUCACUCUUUACACGCUAUCCCAUUUUGGGUAUACCAUUUACCGUUAAAGAGUCAUGUGGUCUGAAAGGCAUGGCACAUGUUGUUGGCAGUUUAGAACGGGUGGGCCAGAAAGCUCAAUAUGACUGUGUUCCGGUGGAGAAUUUUCGUUCUGCUGGUGGCAUACCUUUAUUGGUCUCUGCCACUCCGGAAUAUUGUUUUAGCAUAGAAACAAAUUCAUUUACAAAUGAUCGUUGCUUAAAUCCUUAUGAUUUUAGGCGCACAUGUGGUGGUUCCUCUGGAGGAGAGGGUGCUUUGCAUGGCAGUGGUGCGUCUAUAUUUGGCAUUGGUUCGGAUAUUGCUGGUUCCAUACGUAUACCUUGUCUAUUUAAUGGUGUGUUUGGUCACAAACCUACUGGCGGUUUAAUAUCAAACCUGGGUCAUUUCCCCAACUCAGAUGAUCCCAAAUGUUUGGAAUAUUUGCAAAUGGGUCCUAUUACCAGAUUUGGCAGAGAUUUGGGUAUGUUGUUGCAAGUUAUGAUUGGCAGAAAGGCCGAUAAAUUGGAGUUAUUAACCCCCGUAGAUACAAAAGAAAUUAAAGUCUUCUACUCCUUUGGUUUUGAUGGUCUUAAUGGUUUGCUACAUCAACCAGUAGACUUCGACAUACAACUUUCCAUUAUGAAGGCUGUGAAAUAUUUUGAGAAAAAGGGUUGCUCUAACGAACGUGCUCGAAUAAAACAUUUUCGUAAUUCCACCGAAAUGGGCUUGACCGGCAUAGCUCGUCUCAGUAAUUUUCCUUACCUAAUGAGAGCGGACAAUAAACCUCCUCAAGUUAAAGAAAAUAUUAAAGAAUUAAUUAAAGGUACAUUUGGUUAUUCCAAGUACACCAAAGAGGCUUUAAUAUUUGAAUUGAUGAGAUCGACAAAUGUGUUUAUGCCCCGUGAUAACAUGGAGAAAUAUGAAGCGGAAGUAAAACUUUUAAAACAAGAAAUUAUUGAUCUUUUGGGUUGGCAUGGUGUACUCUUCUUUCCCACCUUCCAUAUUCCGGCCAUUCACCACAACAGCUCAGUUUUUCCUUUAUGGGGCAUUGAUUAUUGUUUAAUAUUUAAUAUUUUAGGCUUGCCCUGCACUCACAUACCCAUGGGUUUGGAUAGCAAUGGUUUGCCCAUAGGCUUCCAAGUGGUUGCAGCACCAAUGCGUGAUAAAUUGUGUCUUCAAGUUGCUGGAGAACUUGAGCAAGGCUUUGGUGGUUGGGUGCCACCCACCAAACAUGAUUUUAAAUAAUAAUUAUAUUUUUUUUUAUAA
Messenger RNA from Calliphora vicina (urban bluebottle blowfly), 1644 nucleotides. Its product is annotated as fatty-acid amide hydrolase 2-B-like. NCBI's taxonomy places the organism in Eukaryota, Metazoa, Arthropoda, Insecta, Diptera, Calliphoridae. Bases 34 to 1623 code for a protein of 529 amino acids. Gene Ontology annotation, cellular component: endomembrane system. The transcript is spliced from 6 exons. The record is from RefSeq and is a predicted model, not a curated record.